Molecule: messenger RNA, 1522 nt
Organism: Xylaria bambusicola
Lineage: Eukaryota; Fungi; Ascomycota; Sordariomycetes; Xylariales; Xylariaceae
Exons: 2
Coding region: 24-1448 (474 amino acids)
Source: RefSeq, a predicted model, not a curated record
CCAUCAUCAUCAUCAGCAUCAACAUGAUUCACAGCAUCAGGAUCCAAAGCUGGCUACGAUCUAUACAAGACAGCGAUAUUGAAGCAGAACGUCCUAGCAAACGUCUAUGCCACCGUAACUCUCUUGAAUCCGACAUCCCUUCCGACCCUCUGCCUACUUCUCAACCCAGCAACCCAGCGCUUGGGACCCCCCCAUUGACCGAGGCUGAACACAUGCCUCAAGUAGCACUUCAUAGCAAAAGGACCGCAGACGACUCAAAUUGCGUAGACAGCCGUUCCGAAGCCAUCGCAUCAGACGUUGAGAAAACACCCAAGGCACGCAAGAUUCUCAUUCCCGUACCCAGACGUCCGCGAACGCGAUCGCGCAGCCCCACGAAGUCAAGGACAGGCCUGCAUCUCCUCGAAAAACCCGUCAUUGUCGAUACCACAUGCGCAUUACCGUCUGAUGUCGAGACCUUGCAUUCCGACAUCCAAAAUGCGGUUGAGUUCAAACAGGGCAUCCUUCCUAAUGACGUGCCAAAUCCGAUAGAGUGGUUAGGCAGACUACCCCCGUCUCAUUGCUUUCGCGUCCCCGAGCCAGUUCCCAAUGUGUCUUCCAGAGCCAAAGAAAUACAUGUUGCCUUGUGUCGCAUCCGAAGAGCGGCCCUGAGUUCAGCACAGUACCAGCGCCACGAACAGGCAUGGAAUAACAUGGUGCACACACCACUACUCGAGCUUGUCUUCCGGUCAGACAAUGAGACAGAUAGGGAGGAUACCCAACAUGCCCAUGCCAUCGUUGCCUAUGAGCCAAUGAUGACUGCGACGAUUGCGGGGGAUUCAAUUCCUCUAUUCUCCGGCGCAGGUCUUGCCUGCUCUGUGUCGGCGAGCAGCGUAGGCGACAGUUCGGUCGAUGACAGUAUCGAAGUAACCCAGGUUCACAGUAGUAGCAGCAGUAAGAAAGUUGACUACGCCUUGGUUCUUCGCCUGCCCGAUGACUCAACCCUGUCUAAGCUUAUCCGUAGCCUUGUGAAUGAUGUCGCGAUCCGGGAUGGGGAGUCCGCACCACAUAUUAACCAGACUACGUAUUUGCCCGUGACGUAUUCGCCCAUUGCUGUCUCUAUUGAGACCAAACCGCAAUUUUCGUCUCAAGACCCCUUGAUACAGCUUGGCUUAUGGACUGCUGCGUGGCAUAAGCGGAUGUCCUACCUUCGUAGUCAGCUGGACUGGUCUACUACUGCAGCGCCGCAACGGUUGGUGUCGUUGCCCCUCAUCCAGGUUGUUGGUCACCACUGGCAUAUGUAUUUCGCGUGCGACUUGGGCAGCUCUAUCAUGCUGCACGGUCCGGUGAGUCUUGGAUCGACGGAAAGCCUAAUGUCCAUGUAUACAUUGCUUACAUCUCUGGGGGCUGUGAAGUCAUGGAUAGAGACACAGUUCUCAACUAGCAUAGCUGCGUGGUUUGGUCUUUCAUAAGGAUAUAUAUAGUCACGUUGGAUAGCGAGCAUUACUUUUUAGUACAACUUUAUCUGAUACAAUGCUUCCCAGUG